Molecule: messenger RNA, 1275 nt
Organism: Phyllostomus discolor (pale spear-nosed bat)
Lineage: Eukaryota; Metazoa; Chordata; Mammalia; Chiroptera; Phyllostomidae
Gene: BTC
Product: betacellulin
Exons: 6
Coding region: 499-1014 (171 amino acids)
Biological process (GO): epidermal growth factor receptor signaling pathway; positive regulation of cell population proliferation; positive regulation of mitotic nuclear division
Source: RefSeq, a predicted model, not a curated record
GCGCUUCUCACCCGGCUGCCUGCAGGCCUGGUUGGGCACAGCGGCCACCCCUCCAGUGAAUUCUUUCCUGCUGCUUCCCUGUUUACUCCCCAAGGCGGAGGGACUGGAACAGUCAGGUGCGACCCAGCAGGUGGAGUGGCUGAGCUGGCCCGAGGGCAGCCCCAAUAUGAACUCGAGUGUGGGUGUGGGUUAAUUUGGGUGGGAACAACCUGGAGACUACCACCAACACGUCCUGCUCCUCGCUGGUGGGGUGUGUGCAAAGCAGCAGAAUAAAUAGGAGACUCCCUCCUCCCAGCGACACUCAGGGAGCUGGUGGCCGCCGCCCUGGGUGUUUGCCUGCCCUGUAGCCAGGGUUCCAGCCUGCAGAGUAGUUUCGUUUCCUACUGGCUCCAGGAUUCGUUUCCAGGCGCCCCCUUGGACGCUGGUGGCCUGGAAAAGCCGCACAGAAAGAGGCGGGCGGCUGGUCUAAGGCCUGCCGGGCCCCGCAGCCCGGGUUUGAUGGACCGCACCGCCCCGGGCAGUGGCGCCAACUCCCUGCCACGGCUCCUGGCCUUGGGUCUAGUGAUCCUCCACUGUGUUGUGGCAGAUGGGAAUUCAACCAGAAGUCCUGAAAGCGAUGGCCUUCUCUGUGGAGGUACUGGAGAAAACUGUGCAGCUACUACCACACAAUCAAAGUGGAAUGACUACUUCUCUCCAUGUCCCAAGAAAUACGAGCAGUACUGCAUCAGUGGGCAAUGCCGCUUCGUGGGGGCCCUGCAAAAACCCUCCUGCCUCUGUGAUGAGGGCUACACUGGGGAAAGAUGUGAGAGAGUUGACUUUUUUUACCUACGAGGAGACACAGGACAGAUUUUGGUGAUUUCUUUGACAGCAGUUAUGGUGACAUUGAUCGUUCUGGUGGUUGGUGUCUGCACGUGCUGUCAUCCUCUUCGAAGGAAAAAGAAAGAAGAUAUAACAAAUCUUGGUAAAGAUUUAACUCCUGUAAAUGAAGAUAUUCAAGAAACUAGUAUUGCUUAAUGAGUCUAUGAAGGCACCUUCAGGCUGGUGGCAAGAUACAAAAUGCCUUGUUCAACUGAAAAUGGACAGAAUGUAUCUCAGGAAAUGAGCUAACAAAAUGAAUUUUAAGUGAUGUAUUUACAUUUGUAAUAGAUUGUGCUGUUUACUAUUGUUUUUAUAAUAAUAAUAAAUUUAUUAUUGUUUAGUAAUUGGGAAAAAGCACCCAGUUAAUAAGAGAAAUAUUUAUAAACUUCCACUUAAGUUUUGUCACCAGGAUCACUA